ACGGAGCAAGAGUGUAUCUCGCAUUUGAUUGGGUUAAAGUUGCUACUCAUGCGUGCACAAAUUCCGAAACCAAUUUCAUGGCGGCAGGCUUGACGUGGUACUUGGUAUAGGUAGCAACUUACGGCUCCAUUUGUCAAAUUAGAAAGUAAUUCAGAUAGAUCAUAUUAAAUGAUAAACAAGAGACAUUGACAGAGAUGACGUAUUUUAAGUUUAAAGUCUUAUACUGUGCUCUAAGUGUACUUACUGUAUUACAAUGUUGCUUGGGUUUCGAAGCAACUCCUUCGUCAAAGGAAUCAGAAAACCAAAUGCUCGAAGAUGGUCGGAGAGAGUAUAAUAUGAUCAAAUCUGAGACCACAAGGCCUCGAUAUGGACAGUGUUGGAAAGAAGCGCUGACUGCCCUAGAAACUGGCUGUAAAAAACUCACGGACGAAGUUCAGCAUCGGCUUGCCGCAAAGUUUACAAACUGUUUUCUGGAAAAAAGUGGGAGGCCAACUUACCAUUGCUCGGAUGAUGAUGAGCUGGAAAAAUGCACCAAGCAGAUGGACGACUCUGCUUUCUCUGCAUACACAAACUUUUUCACACACACGCAGAACAUAUGUUUCUUUCUGCAAAGCCAGGUUUGGCAGGAAGAUACAGAUAGGACCAUCUCUAACCUGGCCGAUACUUCAAAAACCGUAGCAAAGCAGCUGCAAGAGUCUAACGAAAUACAGUCUGAGAUAAUCAGUCGACAAAAGGAAGCUUUGGAAAAUCAGCAAAACUUGUUGCUACAAGGUGAAACCUUAGGGAAGACUAUCGAAACAUCCUCUGGCAAUGUGCGCAGUCUUCUUCAAGAUUUUCAAAAGUCCACGCAUGAACAGCGUGCGAUGAUUGGGGAGGUGUUUGACAGGGUCAGUCGACUUCAGAGUGUGGUCCUAGGGGAAUUCACAGGUUUCUAUUCCCUGAUAUUUUAUGCCCUGACCAUCAUAAUCUCCUAUCUGAUCACGUCCACUCCACGGUCAAGUGGAGCCAGAUUCUGGCUGUUUCUGACCAUGACCACCAAUAUGGUAUUUGAGAGACUUGUGGUCUUCUACAGUGGAGAGGACCCUAAAGUACUUAACAGUGUGAUCUGGGAUGCCAGUACUACUGUCUACAGUCGUUUGUGGAUGUGUAGGAAAAUCUUCUGCACUGCUGCUCUGGGCAUCCUUGGUGUGUGCUGGUAUAGGUACAGGGACUACAACAAGAUAAACAACCAACUCCUACUGGAAAUAAAGAAACAGAAUUCUGAUUUAAAGCACUUUGUUCAAACUUUGAGUCCCACUAAUCAUGUAGGCUUUGAUUAUAAUGACAGCCCACUGCCAGCUCUCCAAUCUCCUCACUCUUCAUUAGGAUCUAUUGUAACAUCAAUUAAUUCAACAGGGGGUGUGAUGUCAUCAUCAGUGAACCCAGUCGCUGUGACCUCAGCGCCAUCUGUGAUCAGUUCUGGAGGGAUAUUUUUGAGCAGCAGUUCAUCGGACAGUUUGGGGCAGCUGGGAGGUUACGACUCGGAUUCAGACUCAGACACAGACUCCACUGUAACCACGGCCACGGAUCGCACCUUCACCCCAGAUGAUGUUGACCAGGAUAACUUCAGUGAUUCUGACACUGACAGCUACUACAGUUCACUAUCAAGACAGAGUAGAGAGAGCACUCCAUUGCUGAGACAGGAACUACAGGAUCUCAUGCGGGAGUCUCCAUUCAGAGAGAUGUUUAGAGAAACAACACCAGAUGUCUCCACCAGUUCAGCCUCCCCGAGUAGAAGAAGAGGAAGGCCUCCCAAAUCAGCUAUUCAAGGCAGGAGAUCACUUACAAAUACAAUUCCUAGUACAACUAUGCACUACAACCUGCGUCCUAGAGGACACCUUAGUUCAGGUACAAACCCACUCACAGAGGUGGAAAGUCCAGAAAGUUUUAGCAGGAAAAUCAGAAGUCUUGCGAGACAGGCCUAUAAGAACAGUAUGAAGCUCAGAUUCAGUAUCCAACCACAUGAAGAAACCUCUGGAUUUUUUUCUUCGGAUGAGGAUCAUUGAUGUUUGAAAUGGGGAUUGUUGUGCUAAACUACAGAAUACAGAUAGGUUGUGAUAUUUGUUGAGCUCGAGUAUCUCAGCUGUGAAGCAGAGGCAGUGAGUACCCAUGGCAUUUGUGUGGGAGGAAUUAUAAGAUUUAAAGCCAAAACAACAUAACAGACUCAACAAGAUAAGGUGACAUCCUACAAAACCAAGGAAACAGUCAAAGUUCUGUUCACCAUAAAAGGAUUGUGUGCAAGUAAAGACUCCCUAGGGACAGUAGAAAUAAUUCAUAGUUCAUAAUUAAAAGGAGAUAGAAAUAUUCAAAAGAUCAGACAUGUUAAUUAUCUAUCUUCCUUGAAGGUGAGAAGGGCUGUUCUUGAGAGUUGUGUAGAUUAAAUGAAAAAAAGCUAUAGAAAUGGAAUUGGAAUGUGAAGUUAAAUUUUCACAUUCACAUUCUACCGAUAUGCCUGUGAUAAUAGA
Lingula anatina is the source of this 2504-nucleotide messenger RNA. RefSeq lists its product as uncharacterized. Lineage: Eukaryota; Metazoa; Brachiopoda; Lingulata; Lingulida; Lingulidae. The record is from RefSeq and is a predicted model, not a curated record.